AUGGACGCAAAAAUCCGGCGCCUGCGUCCCACCACGAAAUCCGAAUGUUUGGCAUUCUGCAAAAACACGUCGAAAUUUUACUCCGGAAAAUUUCGUCGAUUCCACGACGAAUUCAUCGUUGGAUUUGACACUUCUUUCAACGCUCUUAAAGAUUCGACGAAUUAUUUUGCAUUAGUUUAUAUUAUCCAUCUGUGGGCUAAAAGUUUUGACGGCAUAAUCAAAAGGCGCUGGAGGGGAAGGUAAACUUUCGAUUGUUUUUUGUUUUUGUAAAUACUUUUUCUACGUGUUCACAUUGAUAAAUGGGGGUUUCAGAUUGGAAAUGCUAAAGAUUUGA
Messenger RNA from Bursaphelenchus xylophilus (pine wood nematode), 334 nucleotides. The record is from the annotation of a GenBank genome assembly. Lineage: Eukaryota; Metazoa; Nematoda; Chromadorea; Rhabditida; Aphelenchoididae.